Molecule: messenger RNA, 574 nt
Organism: Eimeria necatrix
Lineage: Eukaryota; Apicomplexa; Conoidasida; Eucoccidiorida; Eimeriidae
Exons: 1
Source: RefSeq, a predicted model, not a curated record
AUGCAGGCUCAAAACUCCCACAAUAACUCGGGGGGGGGGGGAGGAAACAGAGAUCUUCAGGGAGUGGCGAACCCUUCGGGGGGGCCCCCGCACCUCAUGUUCCCCCACCCCCCCCUCAUGAUGCCCCCGGGCAUUCCGCUCCCCAUGGGGCCCCCCUUCCCUGGGGGAGUGCCCCCUGCCUUGCUGCCGGGGGCCCUCGCGCUGCACCACGCUGCAGUGGCAGGUGCUGCUGCUGGCGCUGCAGCAGCAGCAGAGGAAGCUCGCAGAGCUCAAGAGCAGUCCGUAGCAGGUUCUUCUUCCCACGAGGUCUCGGGGUCUGUGGGGGGCUCGGGGGGCUCCUUCGGGGGCCCCCAGGGCGGGGGGGCCCCCGGGGGCCCCGGGGCCCCCGGGGGCCCCCAGGGGCCCCAGCGCGGCGGCCGCUCCCAGGGGGGCCCCCGCGGCUCCGCCAGCAAACGGCAAACGAUGGAACGCUCAAGUACCUCCUGGAGGCGCCAGGCCAAAGAGGAGGGGCCCCCAGAGGGGGGCCCCCAGUCGAAGUCGCGGGCGGAGUGGGGGGCCCCCCCGGGGGGCCCCC